Molecule: messenger RNA, 2138 nt
Organism: Bolinopsis microptera
Lineage: Eukaryota; Metazoa; Ctenophora; Tentaculata; Lobata; Bolinopsidae
Product: mitogen-activated protein kinase kinase kinase 3-like
Exons: 2
Coding region: 22-1686 (554 amino acids)
Biological process (GO): protein phosphorylation
Molecular function (GO): protein kinase activity; ATP binding
Source: RefSeq, a predicted model, not a curated record
GAAAAGAAAUUGUUUGAAAGAAUGUCUAAGCAUCCAUGCAUACCAUGGUGUGUCAUAAAGUGUUUCACUGCUGAUGAGAAGAAGGAUUUUGAAUUGAGACUAGAAUCAAGACUAACUUUAGAUGAGUUAAACGAAUAUGUUCAGACAAAAUGUGGGGACAACUACCGAUGCUACAUUUUGCGGGGUACUGGAACUCUGAAAAAACUUAGACGAGAUAGUGAAUUUCAGGCUUUGGUGAUUCAAUGCAAUAAUGAGGUUGAGCUUUACAUAAAACAGUCUAGGACAUUGUCUACAUCCAAACAAAAUCUACAUUCAGUAACAUUUGGGAUACACAGUCAGAAACCAUUUGAUUCCUACAGCUCUAGUCUCUAUGGAGAACUAUUCAUUACACCCAAAGAGCAAGAACCUAAACCUACUUUUCAAAGAGGUCAUCGAAGAACAAAAUCUGCUCAUGCCACUUACCAUCAGCAGAAGCCAGAUCUCUACAUACCUGAACCCGCAGAGCCUCUAACACCCACUUCAAUUUCAAGUAGAGGACAUUUCUCGUUUUAUCCUAACACUGCUGGAGGGAUGUUUGUUCCUGCAGAUGGUGCUGCAACCCCAGACUCUGGUUUCCAAAGUCCAGAGCAAAUUUUUAGAAGUCACAGCCACGUGAACACCCACAGCCCUGAAAAUUCUAGUGCUACAUCAUCAACUUUAUAUGAAGGAGACAUCCCACGUCAUUUAGCUGAAGAACAUCCUACAGACAAUUUCAAAGAUCUUUCAGGUGAUGGCAGUAUUGCAAGUAUUUCAUCCAUUGAUGUCAUCGAUGCAGACCAUUUCUCUAAGACUGAAAAGAAUUCGAAGGCUGCAAAGAAUUCGUCUGUUCAUCUCACUCUACCUGAAAACUAUGUGGUGAAAAAAAUGAUUGGAAGUGGUGGAUUUGCAAAAGUUUAUCAUUGCAUUGAUCAUGAUACAGGGCGAGACUUAGCUGUAAAACAAGUAUUUUUUGAUGCUGAAUGUACUGAUUCAAAUAGAGAAUUGAAUGCAUUGAAAAAUGAGAUAUCUAUCUUGAAUAAGCUUGAGCAUCCAAAUAUUGUUGUGUACUAUGGUUCAAAUAUCAAAGAUGAGCAUUUCAAUAUAUUUAUGGAGUAUGUGAGUGGUGGUUCUAUGAGAUCAUUUAUCCAAAAUAAUGGCCCUCUCUCAAACAAAUACACAGUUAAGUGUCUGCAUCACAUCUUACUGGGAUUGUCCUAUCUACAUCAUGAAAACAUUAUCCAUCGUGACUUGAAAGCUGCAAAUGUAUUGAAGACAACUGAUGGCACCAUCAAAAUUGCAGAUUUUGGAGCAUCAAAAAGAUUUGACACUUUGCGUAGUAUAAAUGGAGCAAAUACUGUUGUUGGAACACCCUACUGGAUGUCACCUGAAGUCAUUCGAGCUCAGAGUUACACAAAUCGAGUCGACAUUUGGGGCAUUGGAGUAACUGCUUUUGAGUUUCUUUCUGGGAAUCCACCUUUCUACAAUUUGGAACCUUUGGCGGCCAUGUUUAAGAUUGCUCAAAAGAAAAUGCAGAAUGAGCUUUCUUUUCCAUCACAAGUCCCAGACAGCUUGAUAGAUUUUGUGUUAGUUUGCUUAGAGCAAGAUCCCAGUAAUAGACCGACAGCCGAUGUUCUGUUGAACCAUUCUUUAUUCUCUAAAGCUCUGUGAAUUUUGCUGUACUGUACUUUAUUGUUUUUCUAGUAGCUAGUACAGGCUCGUUAUUUGUAUUUUGGCAUUUUUGAAACAGUUUAUACACAUAUUUAUGUGGCAUUCAUUUUCAAAUAUAAUAAGGUAUUUAAACAUAAUGCAUUAUGUAGUUACAAAAAUUCUAGAAUUAAAAUCUCUCACAAGUUGUGUUCAAAAGAUGAAAUACUUUUUCUUUGUGGUGAUAUUUUUGGUUGGUAAAAAUACCGUUACUGCAAUGAAAUUAUUGAACACUGUAGCUUUUCAAAAAUAAUUGUUUUUAGUUUUUUGGUUCUUACUGAGGGUAUAAUUUAUUUAGUUUAGAGCUAUUUAAUUAUGCAGUUUAUGCAAUCAUAUAACAAAAUUACUUAUAAAUAAUAAACAAUGAAGAUUUAAUUGACAAGAUUUGUAGCUUUUAAAAAGUAUGCCUCAAUCAU